AUGCAACUCAUCACUUUCCUCUCCUUGGCCGCCACAGCCACGGCGGCUGCCAGCUCGCAUCUCACCAAGAGAUGCUCGCCAAUGUACGACCCCGAACUGGCACUCGGAUACCUCCCUCCUGCUCCCUGCUGGCAGACCUUUGACCCCGCCUGCCAGCCCCAGCUCAAGAAUCCAAUGACACUCAUCGCCAAUUACAAAAUGGCCGUUAUCCACGAGCUGAGCAGCAGUUGCGUUGGCGAGAUCGAGGAGGAGCUGGCUCGCGAAGCUGCUGGACGCAAAAACAACAACUGGACCAGGACGCAGGGCAAUCUCCACCUCAUUGGAGAUGGAACGCUCGUCAUCUCCAACAUGAGCGAUGCUGCUGUGGCGAGAUAUGCCGGGCUGCGAUAUCCUGGUGUAGGCCCUAGCGGCCCCAGCGGCAUCAGCACCAUAGCUGUGCCAACAGCGACGACAAUCUAG
Molecule: messenger RNA, 459 nt
Organism: Podospora pseudocomata
Lineage: Eukaryota; Fungi; Ascomycota; Sordariomycetes; Sordariales; Podosporaceae
Exons: 1
Coding region: 1-459 (152 amino acids)
Source: RefSeq, a predicted model, not a curated record